Pecten maximus is the source of this 1674-nucleotide messenger RNA. RefSeq names its product cerebellar degeneration-related protein 2-like. The record is from RefSeq and is a predicted model, not a curated record. The transcript is spliced from 4 exons. Lineage: Eukaryota; Metazoa; Mollusca; Bivalvia; Pectinida; Pectinidae. Bases 124 to 1473 code for a protein of 449 amino acids.
UCAGAUAUUGGUGUUAUGGUACAGUGUGCCACGUUGUGCUGAGAAGGAGUGUAACUCGGCUGCGGAUUUAUCCUGCUACUCUGACACGGGGGCUGGGAAUUACAGUACCCCCGGGACAGUAACAUGCAGACAGGGGACAUCCUCGGGGAGAUGGAGGAAGAGGCGGAUGGGGAGUGGUACCAGAGCGACCUGCAGUUGGCUGCAGAACUGGGGAAGGCUCUCCUGGAAAGAAAUCGAGAAUUAGAAACCCAUGUCCUACAGAUUCAACAAACCAGCCAGGACCAACUCCUUGAGAAUGAGUAUCUGAACAAACAGUUGGAGACCCUGCGUGAAAACAGUGAUGCUCGAAUGCGUGUUUAUGAGGAAUUGGACAAGAAUGCUCAGGAGCUGGAGAAACAGAAUCAACGACUUAUUAUUGAUUCUCGGGCAGACAAACAAAGAAUAGAGAAGUUGAUGGAUACAGUGGAUACAAUGGAAAACAAAUGUGAUGACUUACAGAAAAAAAUUGAUGAACUAAAAAGUGAGAGGAGACGAGAGCACAAACAACAAAAACAGGAAUCACGUCGUGCUGUUAGUUUGGCAAACUUGCGUGAAAAUACGGACUACAUUAAAAAUUUAUACAAUGGUGAAAUUCAUUGGACCUACACAGAUCAGUUUAAAAACUUGCCUUUAAAUCCUUAUGAAGUGGAAAUUAAAGGCUUGCAGGAGACAAUCAAACAGCUGAAGGCCCAGCAACUGAUCGAGCGCAGAAAACGGGAAGAUUUGGAGACGGAAGUGAAGUUGUUAUGGGAGGAAAAUGAAUCUCUGGAAAAUAAAGUGAAAGAUAUGGAUAAGAAAGUGAAAGAAACUGAAGGGUUAGAAGAGGAACUACAGAAGGUUAAAUUGAAUGCUGCCAAAGUUUGUCAUCUUUGUGGUAAAUCCUUGGAGAAAGUUGUACCCAAGUCAGCUCUCGAGGCUGAGGUGGAACAUGAUGAACCAGAGGUGAAGAAUACCGGGAAACUCAUGAGGCUGGGAGGUGGUGGAAGUGUGUACGGCAGUACGGAAUCUGUGAGUAAGAUUGCACCAGACUCCCAGCCCAUCUCACCAGAAGAACCAGACUCACACAGUGUGUCCAUACUAAAUGAACUGGAAAAUCAGUACCAGAAUUUAUUUGAGAAAUAUGAAGAUUUACUUCAGGGCAGGAAACGAUCAAGUUUUCAUGAGUAUGAGGGUACUGAAGAGACCUUUGAUGAAGCCCUUCAUCGUCACCUGGCUGUUUCCCACAAGGAGGUCCAGACAUUACUGAAGCUACAGAAACAGACCUGUGACACUGCCUCCGGAGGGGCCACAUGUGCUGACGAACUUGGAAGUCCUCCAGAAUACAAAUCAUUAUUCCGUGACAUUUUUGCUACAUUGAAAAAAUCUCGAAUUGAGGAAGGUGGUGAACAGUUUCCAUCAUCACACUCUACCCCAGCUACAAGUCCUGUCAGUUAAAUGUAUAACAUGUCACAGAAAACCUGCCGAUCACUCAGGUUGUACAGGGUUAAUUAUGACACGUCUGACCAGUACAUUUGGAGGAGUAGUAGCCAGGAGUAAUGUUGUCAAGGUGUUUUUUUCCAAUAGUUAAAAUUUGUGUGGUUUUGAAGCAAAAAGGGUAUGUUUUUCACAGAUAUUAAAAUACAAGCAUUCAUGUCA